AUGGCUUGUGACCGCUAUGUGGCCAUCUGCCAACCUUUACGCUACACGACAAUUAUUAAUGGGGCAGUAUGCAACUAUCUAUCAGCAUUUGCCUUGCUAAGUGGGCUUCUUAACUCAACUAUCAACACCCCUCUCACAGCCAGUCUCAUGUUCUGCAGUGUCAAUGCAACAGACCGCUUGUACUGCGAGGUCCAGCCCUUAAUUCGGCUCUCCUGUGCAGACACUUCGCUUAAUGACAUAUUUGUCACUGCCUCCGCUGCCGUAUUUGGGGUGAGCUGCCUUAUUUUUAUUUUAACUUCCUAUAUUUUUAUAGUCUCUGCCAUCCUGAGGAUCCCACGCCAGAACAGCCAACAUAAGUCUUUCUCCACCUGUGCUUCCCAUAUCACGGUGGUCAUCCUGUACUAUGGGUCACUCACCUUCAUGUAUCUCUUGCCCAAUUCCUGGCGGAAGCUAGACUUCAUAGGGUCUAUGAUUUAUUCCAUAUUUACCCCCAAGCUUAACCCUAUCAUUUACAGCCUGAGGAUCAGGAAGGUCAAACAAGCACUAGCAGCCAUGUUCAUUGGGCUAUGUGCACCAAUGACAAACAAUUUGUUGAAAAUAAAGUUAAGGAAGAGGUAAAAACAAUUAUCAUCACUUUGGUAACAGGACAGCAAUUUCUUAUUGAUAUAUUGUGUGACACAGACUCGAGUCUGACUCGUAUUUUCCUUUAACUUAGCGGCUUCUCCUUGAAAUCAUGAGUGAUGACCACCAAACACUCAAAAUGGUCUCUGAUCUCCUCAAACAUCUCCUGUCUCCCGUAAUAAGCCAUCUCUACAUCCAUCAACAUGCCGGACCUUACCAUAAUGUGGAUUUUCUUCAGAAAGUUCACUGA
Pelobates cultripes (western spadefoot toad) is the source of this 871-nucleotide messenger RNA. Lineage: Eukaryota; Metazoa; Chordata; Amphibia; Anura; Pelobatidae. The record is from the annotation of a GenBank genome assembly.